Molecule: messenger RNA, 2166 nt
Organism: Drosophila ficusphila
Lineage: Eukaryota; Metazoa; Arthropoda; Insecta; Diptera; Drosophilidae
Exons: 2
Coding region: 115-1572 (485 amino acids)
Source: RefSeq, a predicted model, not a curated record
CGGUGGGCAUACUGUAACUCCAGCUGAUCGAUCAAACAAAAAGAUUGAUACACAGAAUUUGAAGAAAAAAUGCUCUACAUUUAGAAAGAGAAAGUAUUUAUUAGCUCGCACGCAAUGGACAAAAAUCUGGAUGAGGUCAAAGGCACCGUACAAAAGAAGUUCAAUGAAAUCCGUUCUGCACUGCAUAUGCGCGAAAAGCUGCUCCUCCGGCAACUGGAAGUCAUAGCGAAUACUAGACAGCAGCAGCAGUUGCUUAAAAAGUCCUCCCCCGAUGUUGAGAACAGAGAUUCCAAAAAAGAACAAACUGGAGUGCAAUUUGUUCCUGGCGAAGGCGACGAUGCGGAGGAGAAGCUGCUGACCGCCAUCCGGAGCUACGGUCACUUCCUGCUGGAUAACAGUGACUUGCAGCUGGCUCUGCAGGACUACCGCACCACGGGCCUGAGGAACGAGGACUACAUAGAGCCUCUCGAUGACCACGAGACCAUGUAUAAGUGCCUGCAGGGCGGGAAUGUCUCGUAUGUUGAUCUGGACGAAGAUGGUGUCGAACCAGAGGCCAUUGUCGUGGACUUUUCCCGCAACAGAUCCCUCGUCGAAGAUAAUGCCAAGCGUUCCAUCAUUAACAUCACUCUACAGGAGGCCAAGGAUCUGAUAAAGAAGGCCAAAAUCAAGAGGGAAACCUAUGUGCCACCCUUGAAUCUGGAGGAACUGGACGACGAGCUGGAAUCUUCGAUAGCGGAAGCUGUAUCCAGUUUGGGUCGCGAAACCUCGGCAAAAUCAAAGAAUAGUCUUCAAGAACCACCGAAAAACAAGAGUCGCAAGCAGCGCUUCAAGCCAAAGAUCACCAUCAACAAUUGCAAUGGGACUAUUAACCUCCGCAACAUAGCCAGCUUGACCAUCAAUUGCGCCAGUGAAGAGGCGGUCAGUGCUGAGAUUCCGCUGGCCAAAUCCGCUGAUUCCAGCACCACCGAGCCCUCGAAUUCCACGCCCACAACCACCGCCUCCAGUUCGAAUUACUCCAGCAAUGCCAGCUCCCGUUCGCAGUCGAAAAAGCAAAAGGCAGCCAAAAAGCAGGAGAGGAUUAACCAAGAACCCAGCUCCGAUUCCACGCCCACACCAGGGCAAGCCCAUCGGUACGAGGAAACGGAGAUUCACGAUGUCACCUGCGAUUUCUACAAUCGCCUGCUCAACGAGAUCAAGAAGAGCAUGGUGGAGAAGCCGCGCAGGACUUACCACCAAGCAGCAGAGCCGGUUCAAGCUGCAGCUGCCGACUCCAGCUGCGAUGCCAAUUCCAAUCCCAGGCAGUCGGCUACCAAGCAGGAACCAGUGUCCACCACCACAUCGGUCACACAAAGCGAAUCGGGACCACAAGUGCAGCCGGGCAAGCGACUAAUCCUCAAGAACUUUGAGAACCUCAAGAUCAUCCUGGAGGCGAACAGCGGCGACGAGGAUGCCUUCCAUCCCGUACAGAUCGAGCAGUGGCUGGCGGAGAUUAUCUCGGAAACGGAUCUGGAGCCGAUGCAGAACACGGAUAUCCUGGAGCACAGCCGCAUCCACAGCAGCGAGAGCCCCUAAACGAGGCAGUGCACCAUAUUCCAAUCUACUUAUCCUUAAUGCACUCAGUAUUUUCCUGUAGCUAUAGUUUCCUUAACUCGUUUUUAGUUUACUUUUUACUCUUAGUUAGUUUUGAUUUAUCAGAAGACAUUUGAUCAUGUUUUAUUUUCAAUUUUUAACUAGUUUUGGCGGAACUGGAGCUAAAGAAUGUUUAUAGAGAUCCAUUUCGCUUCCCAUAUGUAUAUGCUCAUUUAGUUUACAUUAACAAAGAAAUCGAAUACCUAUUGUACCUAUUUAGGUAUACAUUUCCAAGAUUUCAUUGUUUAUAAAGGAUUUUAACAAUAGCUUUCAUUCGAAACUCCCUUUCCGCCAAAUUUUAAACAGAAACAAGAAUCUACUUUAUUGUUUUAUGUACUUAAUUUUUGAUUUUGUGAUUUUUAUCCUUUCGUAAGACUUGAACUCGUACCAAUUUAGCAAGUAAGCUCCAGGCAGUGUUCAGUGCUCACCGUAGCCCAUUUGUAAAUGCAAUCGAAGAGUCCACAUUAUUAAAGUGUUAAUUGCCAUCACAAAACGAACAGCUUUUGCUUAGCACUUUUAAUCGGUUUGUCAGUGGAU